AUGAGAAUUUUUAUUAACAAUAUAAACACUUAUGUUGGAAGCUGUUUGUGUAAGACACUAGAUAUUAUACAAAAUGAAAAAUGUGAAAUAUAUGGUACACUAACAAGCCAAAAUGAAGAGAAUGAAGAGAAUGAAGAAGAUAUGUAUAAUUAUAAUAAUGUAAAAAAAAUAGUAUCAAAAACAAAUAAAAAUAAAUUGCUAAAAUAUAUAACUACCUCAAAUUUAUGUCUAUUUGAUAUGCACAAUACAUCUAUAGAAGAAAUAGAAUACAUUAUAAGAAAAUUAAAAAAUGAAGAAAUAAAAACAAAACUAACUUUUAUUCUCAUUUCAUCUAUUAUGACUUGGAAUAAAACUAAAAGAAAGUUUGUUAAAAAAAAAAUUGACGAAAAUAGUGGCGAAAAAGGUGGCGAAAAAAAUGACGAAAAAAGUGGCGAAAAAAAUGACGAAAAAAAUGAUGAAAAAAAUAAUAUAGACAAAUAUAGAUAUAUACCAGAAAUCUUUAGAGAAAAAGAUUAUUUAAAAAGAAUACCAUCAUCUAAUUUUAAAGAAUUAAAAACGAUUGAAACACUUUUUUUGUCAUUAGAUUCUAUUAAAAAUAUAAAUACAUAUGUUGUUGCAUCAGGUAUACUAUAUGGAAAUGGAGAAAAUGUUUUUUUUCCAAUUUUUAAAAAUGCAUGGUUUGGAAAUGAUAAUCAAAUUAUUGAUAAAGGAGAUAAUUUUAUUCCUGUUAUUCAUGUUAAAGGAUUAUGCGAAUAUGUUAAAAAUGUUUUUAUUUACAAUCCUGAAAUAAAAUAUCUUAUAGCAGUUGAUCAGGAACAUGUUACACAAAAAGAUAUUAUAAAAUCUGUUGCAAAUCAUAUGUCCGCUAAUAAUAACUAUUUAUCUGUAUCGUCUUAUGAUUCUAUUUUUAUUAAAGACUCUGAAAAGUUAUGUAUAAACUUGAGAUUCCAGUGCACACAGUUUUGGAAUCUUAAUCAGGUAGAUGCAAUCGCCGAAAAAAAAAAAGACGAUCCGAACGAGUUAAGCGAAGAAAAUAGCGAAAAUAGCGAAAGCGAAGAAAAUAGAGAAAAUAGCGAAAAUAGCGAACAUGGCGAACGUGAAGAAAGUGAAGAAAAUAGCGAACAUGGCGAACGUGAAGAAAAUAGCGAACGUGGCGAACGUGAAAAACGCGGGGAAGGAGAGGGGUGCGUUAAAUUUCACUGUCAAGAUGGAUUCGUAAAAAAUAUUUCGAUUUUAGCGAGAGAAUUUUGCGAAUAUCGAAAUCUUAAAUCGUUAAAAAUAGUUAUCAUAGGACCACCAGGGGUAGGGAAAACAUUUAUUGGUAAAAAAAUUUGUGAACAUUAUAAUUUAAAGAUAUGUUCUAUUAAAACAGUAUUAGAUGAAUGCAAAAAAAAUAAUUAUAAGUUUCCAGAAUAUUAUACAAACAAUUUAAAUGAUGAUGGAAAAAUAAAUAAACUAAAUUUAAACGAUCUUUCAUUAAUAUUAUACAAAAAAUUAAAAAGCAAUGAAUGUAAAUUUAGAGGAUAUGUCUUAGAUUCAUUUCCUAGAAAUUAUUAUGAGGCAAAAAUGUUUUUUGGAAAAAAUUCUGUUUCAAAUGUAGUAGACACUUCAAAAGAUCUUACUUUUUUAAAAAAUGAAAAACGAAGAAAUAGUAAUAAAUCGAAACAUAGCGAAGAAAAUGAAAUGAGCUUAAGUAAUGUAGAUUACGAAAGUGAAGAAGAUAAAUCAAGUAACUAUAGCAAUAAAAAAACAUCUAGCCAAUCAGAUAUAUCAGAAGACUUAGAUAAAUUAGAAAAUGAAGAUCAAACAAACGAAAAUAGUGAUUCUUUAAAUGAACAUCAAACAAACGAAAAUAGUGAUUCUUUAAACGAAGAACAAAUAACCGAAAAUAGUGAUAAUUUAAGUGAAAAUACAAAAAAAAAUAAAAAAUAUGAUAUAAAAAAUGAUAAUGAAGAAAAUAAAAAUAUACAUCCAACAAAUAAUCCUAUAUUUCCAGAAUUUGUUAUAAUUCUAAAAUCAGAAGAAGAUCUUUGCAGAAGCAGAAUGAUGAAUCUACCAAAAGAGGAAAUUAUCAAAGGACAUAAUGAUGAAAAGGGUUUUGAAAGACGAUAUAAUAAAUAUAUAGAAGAAAAUUGUAGAAAUGAUUAUUUAGAAUUUGAUAAAAAAAAUACAAUUGAAGAUUAUUUUAUAGAAAAUGAAAUAGAAGUUUUAAAUAUAAAUAUAAAUGAAAAAUCAAUUCUUGAAGAUAUAUUAACAAAUAUAUAUAUAUAUAUUGAAAAAAAUAAAAAAUUUUAUAAUUUUUUGCCUUCUACUGAUGAAAUUUUAAAAAAAAAAUUACAUGAACAAGAAAUAAAAUUAUUAAAUGAAAAAGAAAAUAUAAAAAAAAAAGAAGAUAAUAUUAUUAAUGAAGAAUUAAAUAAAAAUGAUGAAUUAAUAAAAGCUGAAAAAAAAAGACAACAAUUACUUAUGGAAUAUCAGCAACAAUAUAUACACAAUCAAUCAUUACCCUUACGAUUUUAUUUAAUUAAAAACAUUUUACCAAUUUUAACUGAUGCAUUAAUAUAUAUUUGUAAAACAAAACCAAAAAACCCAUGUUUACAUAUAGCAGAAUAUUUAUUGGAAAAUGCACAUAAAUACAAUGUUGAUGAAACUAGUUUACCUUUAAUACCACCCCAAAAAAAUGAAGAUCAAAAAGAUUUUCCAAAUGAUUAA
Molecule: messenger RNA, 2712 nt
Organism: Plasmodium yoelii
Lineage: Eukaryota; Apicomplexa; Aconoidasida; Haemosporida; Plasmodiidae
Exons: 1
Coding region: 1-2712 (903 amino acids)
Source: RefSeq, a predicted model, not a curated record